AUGCCAUCAGCACUCACUAGCGAAGAGGUCCCGGAAGGGACUCGAACUUCACCUCAAAGUGCCACUGUCGUGGUCGUUAACGGACGUUCAAAGGGGAUAGACCAACCGGUGACAAACGGCGAGGCACCCACCAACGACGAAAAGUCUAAAGCACUAGAAGAUGGCAAGAGCGCCGAUGAAGAUCAAGACCAAGCUAUGAAAUGCGAGAUCAAGCACCUCGAUCGUCGCUACGAUGACAAAGACGAGCAGUACUUUGUCGAACGGAAGGAUGAGGUGAAGAAACCAGAGCAGAAGGACUGGUGGCGUCUGUUUGCCUUCUGCGUCGUUAGGCACUACGACUCCGACAACGAGCUCAGCUACACGCGUCUCUACGUCAAUCCGCAACCCAUUCGACAGCUUCUCUACGAUGUUAUCGGCAACUACCCUUCUGACCCGAUUGACGUGGAUGACACGCAAAUCGAGGCGCCGUACCAUUCCCUUUUCUAUUACAGGAAGCAGCUAGAGGCUGAGGGUAUGAAGCGGUUCGAUGGCGACGCAGAGGCAUUGUCUCAACUGCAACUGCUUCUGAACUGGACCGACACCCACUUUGAGCUUGACACGGCAGCAAGAAACAGAUGUCUCAAUGGGGAUGUUAAUGCCAUUGCGUAUGACCGCCUAUGGACCUUAUUUCCUCCGGGCACGAUCAUCUACUGCAAACUACUUGAACAGCACCGCGCCUUCCGUGUCGUCGAAAACUGGUAUGAUACCAGUGAACUGCCCGGCCUUAGCCUGAAAGUUCAGUUUAUUGACUUUGACGGUGAAAGGAUUGGAACCCGGAAGCUGGAGCUAUUCGUGCCCAAGUAUACCGGGACACAGGAUUUAAGCGAGCUCCCAACUAUGCCCCUCGAUCUGCUGGCUGAUGUCGAUGAAGUCCGCGAGGCGCUCACCACACGUGGAAGAAAGUUUGAGCGCUAUAUUGGACAGCAUUACGAGCAAUAUAACGGCGUUGGACUGAGAAAGACCGCACAAGGAUACGCCCGCUUCAACGUUACUGGUCGAGUCAUGAUUGAUUGCAAGACUUACCAUCGUCUUGAACCAAAUGACUCGUUCCACGUUAGAGAAUUGCACGACGACCAGGCGGCUAAACGUGAUCGGGCGCGGCGAAGGGCCGCAGGCCACACUGACUUCGUUUCGGAGAAAGUUGUACAUGACAAGUUGUCUGACGACGACGUCUUGCUUACGAAUGCUACAGUCCGUGGAUAUUCAUUUUCAGCCAAGAAGUUCCUAGAAUUCUUCACAGACAAGUUAUUUCCGAUUGAGUGGAACUCACACUGCUUUGAUGAUUUGGUUCUUGACGAUGGCAUCAAGAAGACUGUACAAGCUCUGGUGUCCACACACUCCUCCGAGCGAGAAGCUUUCGAUGAUAUCGUUAAGGGCAAGGGGCAGGGCCUCGUGUGCGUCUUGCAUGGCCCCCCUGGCGUUGGAAAGACAUUGACUGCGGAGUGUGUCGCGGAAUAUGUACGACGACCUUUAUAUAUGGUCUCCUCUGGGGAUCUCGGGGUCACAAGCUCAGAUUUGGACGGCCAGCUGACAAGGAUCAUGGACAUGACCUCUACGUGGCGUGCUGUACUCCUCAUCGACGAAGCAGACGUGUUCCUUGAGCGCCGGUCCCUGCAUGAUCUUCACCGCAACGCCAUGGUGAGCGUAUUCCUGCGAGUACUGGAGUACUACUCUGGCAUCCUCUUCUUGACGACCAACCGUGUCAACACCUUCGACGAUGCCUUCAAGUCGCGCAUCCACAUACCGAUCCGAUAUACGGACCUCUCUGUGGAAUCACGGAUGCAGAUAUGGCGCAACUUCUGCAAGAUGGUUCCCGGUGGGGUGGACAUCGAUGAACUCGGUCUAGCACUGCUCAGCGAACACGAUCUGAAUGGCCGCCAAAUCAAGAAUGUGAUCAAGGCAGCUGAAAGCUUGGCCGCUUUUGACAAAAAGAAACUUGACCUCCAGCAGCUUCAACAGGUCACAAGGAUUCAGGCAACUUUUGAGAAAGAUCUAAGCAACCUCAGUGGAGUGGACUACACCGCGCCUGGUGCUUCACGUAAGGAUGCUGACAGCCGGGCUAUGUUCUUGUGA
This is a messenger RNA of Neoarthrinium moseri, 2112 nucleotides long. RefSeq lists its product as uncharacterized. NCBI's taxonomy places the organism in Eukaryota, Fungi, Ascomycota, Sordariomycetes, Amphisphaeriales, Apiosporaceae. The coding region runs from base 1 to 2112 and encodes 703 amino acids. Gene Ontology annotation, molecular function: ATP hydrolysis activity; ATP binding. The transcript is spliced from 3 exons. The record is from RefSeq and is a predicted model, not a curated record.